AUGAACGAAGACCUAAAAGAAUUAAGCAACUACAAAUAUGAAGAAGAGUCUGAGGACAAUUCAUUGACUUCGAAUUCGGAUGAUGACAAUGAAAUUGAAGAAGAAAUUGACAUUUAUCUGAACAACAUUAAUGAAAAUAACCUAAACAAUAUAAACACGUACCUGAUCCAGUACCCACUGAGACCAAAGUAUAGACCCUAUAAUUACACUAAUAAUAUUCAAAAAAUUUAUACAUGUAAAAAUUACAAUAAAUUAAAACAAAUAAAAAAUAAAGGCAAUACUAAUGAAGAAACAUACGUAUUUGAAUAUAAGUUGCAUGAAUAUAUGAAAGAAGAAACUCAUGAGUCCAAUUCUGUUUAUAAGGACGUGGAAAAUGAUAAGAACAUAAGUAGAUUAAUCAGUACUAGUGUUUCGUGUGAAUAUAUAAGCAAUUGUGUUGGUGUAUUUCAAUACAAUGAAAUUAAAAAAAAAAAAGAAAUAUAUAUGAUCCCAUUAAAGCAUAUAUAUCAAUUUAAACCAUAUCAUGAUAACUUGAAAUUGGAUGUAAAUGAGGAAGAAAAAAAUAAACCCGAUGAAUUGAUUCAAGGAAAUAAUUUAAACGAGAAUGUAGAGGCAAGUGAAAGCAAGAAACAUGCAAGUGACGCGAACCCACCACCUAAUAAUGUAGACCAUACUUGGACAAGCAUUGUAAAUAUUUAUGAACCUGAUUCUUUUGAAGCUCACGAAAUGUUAGAACUCUUCACCAAUCUCAGUAUCAAGAAUGACAUUCUCAAUUGCAGGAAUGACGCAAGUGGUAACACAGGUAUGGAGAUUUACACAGGAAGCUAUAAUAAUUUCGACCUCAUGAGUAAUUCUGAGGACACAAAAACGAAUAUGAACAGCCGUGGAGAAAAGCCAAAUGAAAAAUCCCUCGAAAUACAGUUCAACAACGAUGGAUAUUUGUACCUAAAUCAUUUGUGCAAGAAAGCAAAAGAAGACAACAGUAGUCAUCUGCCAUCAGAUGGAAAUGUAAAAGAUCGUAAAUCAAAAGAUGGAAAUAAGAAUAGUAACAAUUUACACAAAAAUGACGAUGAUGUAUGUACAAAUCUGAAUAUGCUUUAUUUCUUUUCACUAAAUUUAGAUGAACAAAUAUUAACCAUAAUGAGGUUGAAAAAUGUUCAGAGGUUUAAUGAAAUUCAGAAAAUUAUAAAAAAAAAUAUUGAUUAUGAAAUUUUGUUAAACACUAUUCAAAAAUAUUGUGUUAAUGUAUUAGGGUUAUGGAUAAUAAAAUCUAAAUAUUUAUAUAAAUUUUUAAAAGGAAAAGAAAAAAAAAGCGAGGAUGAAAAAAAAAAAAAUUUAGAAAAUUUUUCCCAUGUAGAUUACAAAAUACGUGUUCGGGAUUUAUUGCUUGUUAUUAUAUUUAAACAAGUUGAACCUAUUUUAUUAAAGCACUUGUAUGAAUUGAGAGUUGGAAAGAAGGGUUCCGAUGACGCAAGGAAUAAAAGGGAAAAUGAUAAUCACAGUGAUAGUGAUAAUAAUAACAACUUUAUCAGAACUAGAGACGAAGAAGGGGCAGAUUCAAAAAAAAUCAACUCUUCUACAUCCAUACUGAUGGAAAACUUUGAAAAGGCAACAAACCUACCCAAUAACACACUCACAGAAAUGUUUGCUCCGUUGUGUGAAUACAAAUAUACAGGAUAUUUUUUUAAACACAAAAUGGAUGAAGAAUUUGUAAAUAAUAACACAAAGUUGUGUCUUUUAAACAACGAAAAAUGGAAAAAAAAAAUGGUAAAAAUUGCAAAAAUUAUUCAAACGUAUAAAAGUAGUAAAAUUAUCAUUAAUGAUUAUAAAUUAGAUAUAAGAACAUUAGAAAAGAACAUUACAGAUUUGUUGUAUAAUAAUUGUAUGUCAUUUGAUGAUAUAUAUAAUAAAAUAAAAAAAGAAAGUAAAAAUACAAAUGUAGAUUUACCUGUAUUUGUACAAGCCCUAAAGAACAUUGCACUUCACAUUAAUAAUAUGUGGUUCCUACGAAUAGAUAAUCAGAGUGAAUUUAAUAAAUGUAGAAACGCUGUUAUUAAUAUUUUCCAAAAAAACCAUAAUUCGGUCUUUUCAAAAAAUGAAAUUAUUCAGCUUGUCGAAAUGAAUAUCCAGUGCCCCCUAACAAUUCCAGAUAUUUAUUUUAGGAAUAUCUUAAAAGAGUUUUGUGUUCACAUAAAUGGAAAGUAUAUGUUUAAGGGAAAUGACCAGUUCAAAGAGGAGCGUUGUGACUAA
Molecule: messenger RNA, 2250 nt
Organism: Plasmodium gonderi
Lineage: Eukaryota; Apicomplexa; Aconoidasida; Haemosporida; Plasmodiidae
Exons: 1
Coding region: 1-2250 (749 amino acids)
Biological process (GO): DNA-templated transcription
Cellular component (GO): RNA polymerase III complex; nucleus
Source: RefSeq, a predicted model, not a curated record